CAAAGGCAACCUCGACACGUCGGAGCAUACUGUACCAGGACGCGACGCCUCCACUACAGUAAUGUCGCAUCGGACAUACCCAUUGCACCGCGCUUUCUCUAUGACGACAACAUCUUCCUCCUUGCACGCACAUUCCGAUAAGGACACGGUUUUCAGGAGAUAGUCAUUUUUCUAACACGUAUUUGUGUCUUUUCCGUCCACGGCGUGACGUUUCAGCCAUCAUGGUGCAGCCUGGCAUCAACGGGCUUGACACGCCACGGACUAACGUGGGGGACGCGACUUAUCUCAGUCGCCAACCUAAUUUCGAUAUUUCUCAAGAAUUAUCUUUCCAGUCACCGUCGAAAGACGCAAAUCUACUGCAACAACUGCGGAACGGUGGCCGACAAAACCUGAAGACCCCGCGGGGGAGCCGCGCGCCCUUUAACGACCGGCGAAAUCUUCCCGCUGGCCUCGGCGGUCCCGAAUUUACUCCACUGCUCAAGUCCGCGACUAGGAAUAGUGCGAGACGUUAUGGUGGUGGCAAGGAGAAUCCGGGGCGAGCCACACCCGGCUUCCUCGCUAAGAUCGACGAAGACAUGACGCCUAUGCCGGCGGGCGAGACCAGCAUGUAUGGCGCUUCCCGCAAUACAUCGUCCUUCAUGACCAACACACCUCUCCCAGAGGUGGACAGCAGUAGUGCCGCUUCCACGCCUCUGGUUAUGAGGAGGCGUGAAAACGGCAAGGGGCCGCUGGAGAACGGGAGUCAACUUUCGCUACGCGAGCAACAGAACGUCAUCGAUAAGAUAGAGAAGGAAAAUUUCGGCCUGAAACUCAAGAUCCACUUUCUGGAAGAAGCAUUACGGAAAGCCGGCCCUGGGUUCAGCGAGGCGGCUCUUAAGGAGAACACCGACCUGAAGGUGGACAAGGUGACGAUGCAGCGUGAGCUGCAGAAGUACAAGAAACAUCUUACCUCUGCCGAGAAGGACCUCGAGAAUUACCGACAACAGAUUCUCGAGAUCCAGGAGAAGGCCAAGCGGAAGUACGCCGAUGAGAGCCAGCGAGCCGAGAUUGAGCGGCUGCGGCAGGCACUUGAAGCGAAGGAGGCCGAAAUCGACAACCUUCAUCGGCAGCUGGAAGAACAGGAUGAAGAGGACGAGAUUGAGCGGUUGCGGCAACAACUUGAGGCGAAAGACACGGAAAUCGACAAUCUUCAUCGGCAGUUGGAAGAGCAGGAUGGGGAGGACAGGAUUGAGAGGCUCCAGGAUGAGAUCGACGACCUGAAAGCAGACCUUCGGAGAAAGGACGACGUUAUAGCCCAACACGAGGAUGCGGUCGAGGACGCGCGACAGGAACUUGAAUCGAAGGAGGCCGAAAUCGAAGAUCUUCAUCGAAAGCUGGAGGAACAGGAGGAUGGAGACAAGAUUGAGAAGCUCCUCGAUGAAAUUGACAAGCUCAAGGCGGAUCUUCGGAGAAAGGACGAUACUAUCGCCAGAUAUCAGGACGAGGUCGAGCAGGAGCGACAGGAAAAGGGACACGACGCCGACCGCCUGCGCGAAGCCAAAGAGACAAUGGGGGAAUUGGAGGCCAACGUACGGCGCCUGGAGCAGCAGGUCAAAGACUUGAAAAAGAAGCUUCAAGAUGCACUAUCGCAGAAGGACCGAGCUGAGGCUGACCUGGCCGAGUUGCAGGAAGAGUUGGCCAACAAAUCCGUCGUCACUAAAGGCCUCUCUCGCCAGGUUGAGGAAAAGGUCGCCCGUCUGCAAUCCGAAGUUGAAAGCGCCCGACAGGAGUGUGCAUCUCUGGAGGAGGAGCGCUCUGGUCAACAAAGAGAGAUCGAUGACUUGAGGGCUAAGCUGAAAGACGCCCGUGAGGAACGCGACAUUUCCGAGCGCCUCCGGCGAUCUCUGGAAGCAAAGGUGCAAGCGGAAGUUGAGAAGGCCCGGCAGGAGUGUGACUCUCUGGAACAGGAGCUCUCCGCUCAACAGAAAGACGUGGAUGAGUUGAGAGCCAAGCUGAACGAAGCCCGUGAGGAACGUGACAAUUCGGAGCGCCUUCGACGGUCUUUGGAGGCAAAGGUGGAUGGGGCUUGGCGGAUGGAGAUGGACGACGUCAGGUACCAGCUCAAGGAGGCCAGGGAAGAGCGUGACUCAGCCGAGCGCAUCCGGCUUGCUCUAGAAGCCAAGUUGUGUGAGAUGGACGAUGUCAAGCGCCAACUCAAAGCGGCUAGGGAAGAGCGUGACGCAGCCGAGCGCAACCAACGAUCGCUAGAAGCCAAGUUGGGUGAGAUGGAUGACAUCAAACGCCAGCUGAAGGAGGCUAGGCAGGAGCUGGACGCGGCCGAGCGUAUCCGGCCGACGUUGGAGUCCAAGUCAAGCGAGAUGGAGGAUAUCAAGCGCCAGCUCAAAGAGGCCAGGGAAGAGCGCGACUCAGCCGAGCGCAUCCGGCUGACAUUGGAGUCGAAGCUCCGUGAGCUCGAAGAUGAGAAUCUCGUGCUUGAGCAGGCUUUUGAGGAAGCCCAAACCGCGGCCGAGGACGCUCGCGCUGCCGCGGAGCAGUCCGCUGCCGCGCAACAAGCGACGUUCCAAAGGUACAAGCAGAAGCUCGAGAAGUACAAGCGGGAGCGAGAUGAACUCGCCAGCACUCUGCGCGACCAACACAACAACAGUACCCACAGUAGUGUGAGUGAGAUGGCGGCCGAGGAACGCCGUGACCUGCACAAGAUGCUUCGCGAGUCGCAACUAGAGGCCGACAGGCUUGACCGUGAACUUCGCCAGCACCGCGAGGCGCUCGAGGAGCUCAUGGGUGUCGAAUCGACUCUCCGUAAGAAGCUUGAGCGAGCACGCAGCGAGAGGGCCGCAUACCGCGCCAGCGCCGAGAAGCUGCAGAAGGACGUCAAGAAGCUGGAGGUCGAGAAAGACAAGGCUCUUGCGGAGGCGGAGGCAGCGACUGCUGCGGCUGCGGCUGCGGCUGCGGCUGCUGCAGUGAACGGGGAUCGUGCUCUUGUCCAUGUCUCGAGGGCAAACAAACACGGAGUCGACACCGACGCCAUCAUCCGAGCCGCCGAAGCCGCCGAGAAAAGGCACGAGAAGGAGAUACGUGGUAUGGUAAUGCAGCUGGAGUGGCUCAAAGCAUGCUGGGACCGCGAGGCCAGGUUACGCAGUGACGUGGCAUAUGCGAAGCGAUACGUGAUGAUGGAGGUCCAAAUCAGGGAUGCAUGCAACAAAGCGGAUCUAGCAAUCAUCAACCGUAUCCGCGCCGAAAUCAAUCCGUCGGCCCGUGCCGCCUCCAAGCUAGGCCAACGCGCCUCGACCCGCGGACUCGAACCUUACGCGGUCGUGCCGGAGAAGCGGAAACGGCAGCAUAAGCAACUGCAGCCGCAACGGUCCAGGCUCCGCCUUGCUCUCAACGCAGUGCGCUUCAUCGUUCGCACACAGCUGUACGCGCGCAAUUGGGCCAAGAACGACAAAGUCCGCCAGCGCUUGCUGGACUGCGUUGACGGUAUGGAGAGAGAGGAGAGGAUCCGUAAGAUGAGGGAUCAGUGGCGGGCCGAGGUGGCGAGGAAGACCUUGCCAGACCAAAGUUGAGAGAACGUCCUUUUCUGCGUGUUGUCUUGUUGUUUGGGUUGGAGUCUGGUCGGGUUCAUUCCUCAACGUGCUAAAAGCGGCAUGGCUGGUCGGUACUAGUAUGCAACAUCGGGCAUGACUUUUAGGUGGGCAAGGCACAGCACUUGGAGACGGUCGUUCUGGCAUAAGGUACCUUAUAUAUAUUCCGGGUUGGGGUUGAAGGAUUGGGUUGCAUUGUUUGUGUUACUUUGGGUUCUCAAGAGCUAAAUAAGCUGCUUGGCGUGGAAUUGACAUUUCCAAAGUUGUGUCCAACCGAUGAAUCGAGCUCACAUCUGAAGAAAAAGGGUAUUAUCACACUGGUA
This is a messenger RNA of Chaetomium strumarium, 3904 nucleotides long. RefSeq lists its product as uncharacterized. The coding region runs from base 222 to 3563 and encodes 1113 amino acids. Gene Ontology annotation, cellular component: microtubule organizing center. The transcript is spliced from 3 exons. The record is from RefSeq and is a predicted model, not a curated record. NCBI's taxonomy places the organism in Eukaryota, Fungi, Ascomycota, Sordariomycetes, Sordariales, Chaetomiaceae.